AUGGUCGGUGUUACGUAUCAGCAGCACACACACCCGGCGCAGUGCCAGUAUUGUGCCUUCUGGUCCAUCCACCGCUUCGGCACCUCGCCCAGGACCCCCAAGACUGGUAAGACGCCCAGGACGCCAAAAACGCCGAAAGGAAUCCUGAAAUGCAAGCACUUUUUCCCAACCGACGAGAACGGCGGCGCAGCUGCGAAGGACAAACUUUGCAAGAGUUCCAAGCAUAAGGAUAAGGACAGGGACAAGGACAAAGAUAAAGAUAAGAGCAAGUUGCACAGGUCGCAUUCGGGCAAAAGCAAGAGUAGGGCUAAGGAUGCGGCCAAAGCAGAGGCAGCUGCAGCCAAGGCCGAGGCUAAGGCCGAGGCGAAGGCUGAGGCCAGGGCCGAGGCCGAGAAGGUUGAGGCGCAGGCCAAGGAAGCAGCCGCAGCGGCGGCGGCUGAGCCUGGAGCCGCGCCCAAGGAGGAUGUGAAGCCAGGCACCUCGGAGAAGGAGCCUGCCAAGGCAGAGGCUAUCUCUGCAGACGCCGCCAAGGCAGACGAUGCGGCCAAAGAAGCUGAUAAGGCCGAUGGGUCUGUGAAGGAAGGCGAGAAGCCUGAUGCCUCGGCCAAAGAGCCAGAGGCGUCAGAGGCCCAGAAGCUGGAAGCCAAACCGGACGAAAUUGGAAAGAUGGAGGAAGCCAUCAUCGCUGCCCUGGGGAAGGACGCUAAGGACCAGCUCGUCCCUUUAGGAAAGCCCACGGAAAGUGUGCCAUCCUCUGAGCAGAAGGAAGAGCCCAAAGAAGGUGCAAAGGAAGCCGAGAAGGUGAGCGCCCAGGAAGCCGGCAAGGAAGGUGCCAAGGAAGCGGAGAAAGCCAGCGUCCAGGAAGGCGAGAAGGAAGCGGCCGAAGAAGCAGAAAAGGUAAGCGUUCAGGAGGCUGAUAAGGAAGGCGGCGCCAAGGAAGCCGGGAAGGAAAGCGAGAGGGAAGCCGAGAAGAAGGGCGCCAAGGAAGGUGGUAAGGAAAGCGCCAAAGCGGCCGAGAAGGGCGGUGUUAAGGAAGCCGAUAAGGUGAGCGCCCAGGAAGCCGGCAAGGAAGGUGCCAAGGAAGCGGAGAAAGCCAGCGUCCAGGAAGGCGAGAAGCCUGAUGCCUCGGCCAAAGAGCCAGAGGCGUCAGAGGCCCAGAAGCUGGAAGCCAAACCGGACGAAAUUGGAAAGAUGGAGGAAGCCAUCAUCGCUGCCCUGGGGAAGGACGCUAAGGACCAGCUCGUCCCUUUAGGAAAGCCCACGGAAAGUGUGCCAUCCUCUGAGCAGAAGGAAGAGCCCAAAGAAGGUGCAAAGGAAGCCGAGAAGGUGAGCGCCCAGGAAGCCGGCAAGGAAGGUGCCAAGGAAGCGGAGAAAGCCAGCGUCCAGGAAGGCGAGAAGCCUGAUGCCUCGGCCAAAGAGCCAGAGGCGUCAGAGGCCCAGAAGCUGGAAGCCAAACCGGACGAAAUUGGAAAGAUGGAGGAAGCCAUCAUCGCUGCCCUGGGGAAGGACGCUAAGGACCAGCUCGUCCCUUUAGGAAAGCCCACGGAAAGUGUGCCAUCCUCUGAGCAGAAGGAAGAGCCCAAAGAAGGUGCAAAGGAAGCCGAGAAGGUGAGCGCCCAGGAAGCCGGCAAGGAAGGUGCCAAGGAAGCGGAGAAAGCCAGCGUCCAGGAAGGCGAGAAGCCUGAUGCCUCGGCCAAAGAGCCAGAGGCGUCAGAGGCCCAGAAGCUGGAAGCCAAACCGGACGAAAUUGGAAAGAUGGAGGAAGCCAUCAUCGCUGCCCUGGGGAAGGACGCUAAGGACCAGCUCGUCCCUUUAGGAAAGCCCACGGAAAGUGUGCCAUCCUCUGAGCAGAAGGAAGAGCCCAAAGAAGGUGCAAAGGAAGCCGAGAAGGUGAGCGCCCAGGAAGCCGGCAAGGAAGGUGCCAAGGAAGCGGAGAAAGCCAGCGUCCAGGAAGGCGAGAAGCCUGAUGCCUCGGCCAAAGAGCCAGAGGCGUCAGAGGCCCAGAAGCUGGAAGCCAAACCGGACGAAAUUGGAAAGAUGGAGGAAGCCAUCAUCGCUGCCCUGGGGAAGGACGCUAAGGACCAGCUCGUCCCUUUAGGAAAGCCCACGGAAAGUGUGCCAUCCUCUGAGCAGAAGGAAGAGCCCAAAGAAGGUGCAAAGGAAGCCGAGAAGGUGAGCGCCCAGGAAGCCGGCAAGGAAGGUGCCAAGGAAGCGGAGAAAGCCAGCGUCCAGGAAGGCGAGAAGCCUGAUGCCUCGGCCAAAGAGCCAGAGGCGUCAGAGGCCCAGAAGCUGGAAGCCAAACCGGACGAAAUUGGAAAGAUGGAGGAAGCCAUCAUCGCUGCCCUGGGGAAGGACGCUAAGGACCAGCUCGUCCCUUUAGGAAAGCCCACGGAAAGUGUGCCAUCCUCUGAGCAGAAGGAAGAGCCCAAAGAAGGUGCAAAGGAAGCCGAGAAGGUGAGCGCCCAGGAAGCCGGCAAGGAAGGUGCCAAGGAAGCGGAGAAAGCCAGCGUCCAGGAAGGCGAGAAGCCUGAUGCCUCGGCCAAAGAGCCAGAGGCGUCAGAGGCCCAGAAGCUGGAAGCCAAACCGGACGAAAUUGGAAAGAUGGAGGAAGCCAUCAUCGCUGCCCUGGGGAAGGACGCUAAGGACCAGCUCGUCCCUUUAGGAAAGCCCACGGAAAGUGUGCCAUCCUCUGAGCAGAAGGAAGAGCCCAAAGAAGGUGCAAAGGAAGCCGAGAAGGUGAGCGCCCAGGAAGCCGGCAAGGAAGGUGCCAAGGAAGCGGAGAAAGCCAGCGUCCAGGAAGGCGAGAAGCCUGAUGCCUCGGCCAAAGAGCCAGAGGCGUCAGAGGCCCAGAAGCUGGAAGCCAAACCGGACGAAAUUGGAAAGAUGGAGGAAGCCAUCAUCGCUGCCCUGGGGAAGGACGCUAAGGACCAGCUCGUCCCUUUAGGAAAGCCCACGGAAAGUGUGCCAUCCUCUGAGCAGAAGGAAGAGCCCAAAGAAGGUGCAAAGGAAGCCGAGAAGGUGAGCGCCCAGGAAGCCGGCAAGGAAGGUGCCAAGGAAGCGGAGAAAGCCAGCGUCCAGGAAGGCGAGAAGGAAGCGGCCGAAGAAGCAGAAAAGGUAAGCGUUCAGGAGGCUGAUAAGGAAGGCGGCGCCAAGGAAGCCGGGAAGGAAAGCGAGAGGGAAGCCGAGAAGAAGGGCGCCAAGGAAGGUGGUAAGGAAAGCGCCAAAGCGGCCGAGAAGGGCGGUGUUAAGGAAGCCGAUAAGGAUAGCGUUAAGGAAACCGACAAGCAAGCCGAGCCAGGGGUAAGCUCUGAGUUGAGGCUUGGCGCGAUGGCUCUUGCUAGAUGGCUUUUUUCUGUUCAUUGUUGUGAGAGGGAGAAUCUGAAUUUGGACGUCGCGGCCGCCCACGAGUCGCCUGCGGCAGCCUCUAUCUCCCUCCUUGUGAUCUCGCCCUCGCCUAUGGGUGCCUCGCCGGGCUCCCCUCUCCCCUCCCCCUGCCCUAGCCGUGUGCUCUCUCGGCCGCUGAAGCACGACCGUCGCAUGGCCUUGCAAGAAGAAAAGAAGAAAAGAAUGUUGGUACAAAAAGAACGAGGGGGAAAAAAUGGUAGUCAUCAGUACUCCGAAUCUCAGCUGGCACUUGAGUACACAAGGUCAGGAAGGCGACACGAGAGUAAGCUUGCGGUUGAUCUGAUGGUAAUACUUGAGAGAGAGGGUAGCCUAUACCCGGCAGCCAUUGAAGGAUUUGUCUUUGGUGGUAUUUGA
Penaeus indicus is the source of this 3759-nucleotide messenger RNA. RefSeq names its product titin homolog. Bases 1 to 3759 code for a protein of 1252 amino acids. The record is from RefSeq and is a predicted model, not a curated record. The transcript is spliced from 4 exons. Lineage: Eukaryota; Metazoa; Arthropoda; Malacostraca; Decapoda; Penaeidae.